Molecule: messenger RNA, 933 nt
Organism: Penicillium salamii
Lineage: Eukaryota; Fungi; Ascomycota; Eurotiomycetes; Eurotiales; Aspergillaceae
Source: the annotation of a GenBank genome assembly
AUGCCAACAAGAUUCAAACUGAACACCGGUGCCGAAAUUCCAGCCAUAGGGUUUGGAACCUGGCAAGAUGCAGGUGAGCAGGAGGAUGCCGUGGCAGAGGCAAUCAAGGCAGGAUAUCGCCAUAUUGACACUGCCCGUGUAUACGGCACCGAAAAAGCCGUGGGAAAAGGAGUGAAGAAGAGUGGAGUCCCACGCCAGGAUCUUUUCAUAACGACCAAGCUUUGGAACAACAAGCAUCACCCAGAUGAUGUCGGACCUGCUAUGCAGCAGUCCCUUGAUGAUCUGGGCAUGACAUACGUGGAUCUGUAUCUUGUGCACUGGCCUGUAGCCUGGAAGCGAGGCGAGGAGCUUUUCCCUACACAGGACGGCAAGCCUGUGAUGGAAGAUAUCGACAUAAUUGACACAUGGAAGGCUAUGGAGCUCCUCCUCAAAAACGGCAAGGCCAAAGCAAUCGGAGUCUCGAACUUUGACAAGUUUGAGAUGGAGCGAUUGAUCAAGAACAGCUCCAUUGUUCCUGCAGUGCACCAGAUGGAGUGUCACCCAUGGCUUCAGCAGCUUGAAUUCACAAAGUGGCAUCGAGACAAUGGCAUCCACAUCACGCAUUACUCGCCAUUUGGAAACCAGAACACUUUCUAUGGCGAGAAGGGAGGGACAGCGAAGUUGAUCGACGAGCCUGUUCUGGCUCAAAUUGGUGAUCCGUACAACAAGACAGCCGCUCAGGUUGCUCUCGCUUGGGGAGUCACACAGGGCCAUUCCGUGUUGCCAAAGUCGAAGACGCCCUCCAGAAUCCGGAGCAAUCUGCAAGGAGACUUCAAACUGAGUCCCGAUGACAUGAAGAAGAUCGAGAAGAUUAACAAGAAGAUUCGAUUCAAUGAUAGUAGCGGGGAAUUUGGGAGGGUGUUCUUCACGGGUUUGGAGGGAAAGAUUGGAUAG